GACGUCACAUCCGUCUUCCCCUAUUCCCGGUCUUCGCGAAAAUUUGAGUAUCGGUUCCCGGUAGUGCACUGUGCUACACCGUGGACUCGCGAAAAAAUCCUUAUUGGCAAAUGGGUAACAAAGCAGUGUUGCUGGUGCAUAAUAUGACAACCAUGUCGCACCCUCAAAAAUUGGCGACUUAUUCACAACUGACGUUGUCUGAUUGGCCAGCUUUAAAUUUCCGGCGGGUUCUUUCUGUGCUUUGCAAAAAUAACCUUACUUUUUCAGCAUGUCAUUGUCUUAACAAUUUCAUUUUAAUUAAAUAAAGUCCCUAUUAUGUUAUUUGAGCCAUAUGCAUUUUGUUCGGAGUUGUGAAAUAUAACAAUGAAUGUAAUAUUUGAAGAUCGUACCUGUUUGUAUCUCCACAUUACUUUUUGAACAGUGGAGCACCACCAAAAGUUCAACAACUGCCGUUGUCAACCCCUGAGGUCCUGAGAAUUAUCAGAAGCGCAGAGAUUACUUCUGAUCUAACUAAAAAGGCUCAGCUCUGAAGGAUAUUUGCAGAACAUAACAUUUGUGCCAACAAAAGCUGGGGAAUGAAAACAUCUGGACCAUAAUGAUGUUAAUACUCAUUUGUUUGUAGAAAGCUGAAUGAGAUUUAUAUAACAAAUAUAUAUUUAGGUAUUUGCAGUAUAUGUUUUUCUUCUGAAUCUUUCCAGAUUAGUAAGUAGGUAUGAGUGACCUUAUAACAGCUUGUGUUAUUGACGUUGCUAUUUUAACAUACAAAAAAGUGAUUUAUUCGUCAAGAUAGCGCAAAAUGUUAAUAACACAUGCUGUUAUAAGAUCUCCCAUAUCCCACCAAAUUUCUAAAUAUAAAAGUAUAGCAAUCUCAGAUUUAUAUGUAGAGCUGCCAACGUUGUGGGAUAUUAAUGCACAAUCUGGCAACCAUGUUGCACUCUCAAAAAAUGGUCGCUGACAACCAUACAAGUCACCGUGUUGCCAUUGAAUAGCAUGGAAUUAAACCUUCAGUGUAUAUGUUUUGUGGGUAACAAGUUCUGGGGAAAAGACCAAAAUAUUUGAACUUCUAUAAUCUUUUAGUGAAAUGAAAGGGCGGUUUUCUCCGCCAGACCACAGACGGGGCAAACGUCCUUCGAUGGAUGAUAGAGAUGAACGUCAUCGAAGCCCCCCUUUAUUUGAAAGAAGACCAAGUCAAAUGUUCAGAGGCAAUAGAGACAGGAGGGACACUGAGCGAUCUCACGACUUUGAUAUGUGUGCCACAAAUCAAGAUAUAAUUCCGAUCCAGAAUGGUCCAGGAAUUGGUGCUUCAAAUGUGUGGUCUGAUCCAGCACCAGGGAUGUUGGGAGCAGAAAUGGGUAUGGGUUACCCAAUGGUUGGUAUGAAUAUGAUAGUGGACCCAAAUAUGAUCUCCAUAAAUAACUAUGGAAUGAUGCCGUCUAUCAUGCCUCCUGAUCCUAACUUGAUCACUCCAGAUCCAUCAAUAAUAAUGAAUCCAGUCAAAGAGAUUAUUCAUUGCAAGUCUUGUACACUAUUCCCGCCAAAUCCAAAUGCUCCCAUGCCUUCUACAAGGGAUAGGCCUCCAGGAUGUCGAACAAUAUUUGUUGGAGGUUUACCAGAAAAUAUGACUGAGGAUAUAAUCAGAGAGAUAUUUGACAGAUGUGGAGAGAUUACUACAUUGCGUUUGAGCAAAAAGAACUUCUGUCAUGUCCGGUUUGUUUAUGAAGCAUCCGUGGAUGCUGCUAUCUUUUUAUCUGGUUAUAGAGUCAGAAUUGGCUCAAAUGCAGAACCAGCCAAUACAGGAAGGCUUCAUGUAGACUUCGCGCAGGCGCGCGACGAUCAAUAUGAAUGGGAAUGCAGGCAGAGGCAGUUGCAGAGAGAGCAACGCCAUAGGGAACGAAUGGAGGAAGAAAGGAUGCGACCGCCGUCACCUCCACCUGUCGUUCAUUAUACGGAUCACGAGGCAGCGGCCGUAGCUGAGAAGAUCAAGCAGGAUGAAACUUUCACGAAAGCUGUACAGAUUGUUAUAACCUGGCUAGAUAGAGGUGACUGUAACAAAAGGAAUGUCAACACCUUUUAUUCAAUGAUUCAAUCUACGAACUCGCACAUAAGGCGUCUGUUGAGCGAGAAAUCUCAAUAUGACGAUGAGCUAAGAAAGGCUAAAGAAUUGAUGAAGGGCAGAAUGCAGGGAAUUUUGCUACAGUUCAGUCAAAUUGAGCGAUUGUUCGUGGCUGCCUGUCACAAGAAGGUCUGGGACCAUUUUACCAAGGCUCAGAGAAAGAACAUCGAAGCCUGGAAAAAGCAGUCGUUGGAAAUUAAAAAUGUGCAGCUGGAGGAUCCAGGAUCCCAAAGAGAUGAUGACGAGAUGGAUGUGUCGGACGAUGAAGAUUUUAUGAGGAAAAGACAAAGGCAUGAUAUAUCCAUCGAAGAGACAUAUCACUUGAAGGAUGAAAAUGACAGUUUGAGAUGCCAGUUAGAGGCUUACAAAAACGAGGUAUUUUUCAUCAGGGUGGAAGUGCUGAAACUAGACUACAAAAAGGACAUGGAAGACAAAGACAAGCAAUUCAAAGUACUACAACAAACGCUACAGGGCAUGCAACAGCAGCUACUCGAAGCGAAAAAAGACAAUGCGAGGAAGAAGCUAGGGUGAAGGAUUGCAAAGCAAAUUGUCAGGGGAGAAACCUCCAAGGAAGCAUGAUCGAAAAAUAUUGACCGACAAAGAGAUUAUCAACUUGGAUGACAGCGAAAACGAGCAGUGUGACUCUGUCAGCGUGUCAGAGUGUCUUUCAGAGGCUGCAACGAGCACAACCUCGCAGAGACUGAACGAAUGCGACGCCAAGUGGUGGGCAUAAUAUCAACUUUUCUGAACGUUCAUCCUUUUGGGCAGGUUUGGACUACAUUUGGUCCUAUGUAAGCAAAAUAGAGCCGAAUAUACGACCUUCCGAUAUUGAAAUCUCUCAUGAUUCGGUUUCAUCCGUAUUCAAGCAGGAGCUUGUGGGUAUUGGAGCUAAUAUCGAGAGAAAGUGGAUUUUUAAUGCUUCUGUAGUGCUCCGAAUGGUAAAAGUUAGACUAUGGAAUUUCAUUUUUUAUUUAAUGAUUCAAUAUUCCGUUUUGAAAUGUGAUCUUCUGGAAAAGUGAAUUGAAGUAAACGUAUUAGUAAGAGA
Molecule: messenger RNA, 3158 nt
Organism: Acanthoscelides obtectus
Lineage: Eukaryota; Metazoa; Arthropoda; Insecta; Coleoptera; Chrysomelidae
Source: the annotation of a GenBank genome assembly